GGCUUGGAAGAGAGGGUAUUUGUUGUAUGGUCCUCCGGGAACCGGGAAAUCAAGUCUGGUUGUGGCCAUGGCUAAGCAUCUGAAAUAUGAUGUGUAUGAGUUGGAUCUUAGCAGUAUUUAUGGCAAUUCACGGCUGAGGAAUGUUUUCCUAGGCAUUCCUAGCAAAUCUAUCAUUGUGAUUGAGGAUGUCGACUGCUAUGAAAAGGCCCAACGUCGAUCCAACACAAAAGAUGACAACUCUCUUAAAUUGCGUUUCCUUAAAAAUAAGCUUUCGGGUCUACUGAACGCCACAGACGGGCUCUGGUCGGGCUGUGGGCAGGAGAGGAUCAUCAUAUUCACCACCAAUCACAAGGACAAGAUUGACCCUGCAUUGCUUCGUCCUGGCCGGAUGGAUAUGCAUAUCGAGUUGUCCUACCUAAAGCCGUCGGCUUUUCCGGUGCUGGCCUACAACUACCUUGGUCUCCGUGACGGUGAUCACCCUCUUCUUGAAGAAAUCCAGAACUUGUUGGAGUACACAAAGGUGACUCCUGCUUCUGUUGCGGAAGAAUUGUUGAGGAGCGAGGAUGUAAAUGUCGCCCUUGGAGGAGUUGUUGAAUUACUUAAGCAGAAGAAGACGGCGGAGGUCAACGACGGGGAAGACGACGGUGAAGACGACGGCGAAGACGGCGACGACGAAGACGACGGCGACGACGAAGGUGACGGCGAAGACGAAGACGACGGCGAAGACGACGAUGCAGCAGCAAAGAAGAGAAAAUAAUCUGAAACUAUUGAAAUGCUUUCCUGAUUUUUUUUCUUUCUGGUGGGAUAUUAAUUUAUGU
Rubroshorea leprosula is the source of this 818-nucleotide messenger RNA. Lineage: Eukaryota; Viridiplantae; Streptophyta; Magnoliopsida; Malvales; Dipterocarpaceae. The record is from the annotation of a GenBank genome assembly.